AUGCAUCUGAAAUGGAUCCCAGAUCUUUCCUUGGCUCAGAAUUUAGAGAGCUUGAUAUCAGAAGGUUGUGUUAGUUUGUCUGAGAUCACUCCCCUUACUCAGAGUCUCAACAAGCUUUCUUUACUGAAUCUAAAAUUCUGUCUGGAGCUAUCCAAUAUCCCAGACCUUUUUAUUGUCUCACGCCUUAAAAAUCCCCCAACUGGAAUCCGCUCAAAAUAUCUCAGAGAAGUUAUUCUAUCUGGCUGUUCAAAUCUCAGGGUGGCUCCUAAUAUCUCAUGUAAUGUAGUGUGGUUAUAUUUAGAUGGCACAGCAAUAAAAGAAUUGCCUCUGAUUGAGUAUCCAUCAAGACUAGUUACAUUGGAUCUUAGUAACUGCUCCAACCCUGAAAGUGUCCCAGAAAGAAUUUGUGAGUUGAAAUGUCUUGAGAGUCUUAAUCUCUCUGGUUGCUGGAAAAUUGAAAGUUUGCCUCGUGAUUUGGGAAAUUUAGAAGCAUUGUUGAAUUUCAAAGUUGAUGAUAAUGCCAUAAGAGAAGAACCACCAUCCAUUGUACGUUUGAACAAACAGCAAGAGUUAUCCUUAAGAAGAUGCAUGGGUGAUGAGGUAAUGGGUUUAGUAUUGCCCCCAUUAUCAGGCUUGAACAUUUUGCCUGAUAGUCUCAGCAGAUUGUCUUCUUUAGAAAGGUUAUAUCUAAGCAAAAACAAUUUUGAGAGCAUACCAGAAAGUAUCAAAGAUCUUUCUAAAUUGUAUAAUCUGAACAUAAGCUGUUGUGAGAGGCUACAACGCUUAUUGGAGCUUCCAAGUGGUCAACAUGUUGUAGCGUACCAUUUCUGUUCUCUUCCAAAUCAAUGA
This is a messenger RNA of Mangifera indica (mango), 849 nucleotides long. Its product is annotated as disease resistance-like protein DSC1. NCBI's taxonomy places the organism in Eukaryota, Viridiplantae, Streptophyta, Magnoliopsida, Sapindales, Anacardiaceae. The record is from RefSeq and is a predicted model, not a curated record. Gene Ontology annotation, molecular function: protein binding. The coding region runs from base 1 to 849 and encodes 282 amino acids. The transcript has 2 exons.